AUCCAAUCACAAUGUCUAUAUUGCCAAACUAGUAACUACAUAGUAUAAUAAAAAAUAAUAAUAAUAAUAAUAUCAGUAUUCCGUCUGUGAUGUAGCACUCCAAAUUGAUCGCCUCGAUUAAGUUAUUGUCAAUUGAUUUAUGCGUUUUCCUCGACUUUUAAACUAAAUGUAUACUACAAGAUAAAAUUGUUACUUUUUCGUUACGAUAUGCGUUGAACAUGGCCAGUCUAAUGUGCUCAUUUUGUAUUAUAAAUUUAAAAAAUUAUCCGCCCAUUACAGUAGAAUAGCAUUUUUAUUUAACUCGGUUGCUAAAGUAAAAGGGUGCCUAAUAAUAUUUAACGAAUCAUAUUUUUGUCAUUAUGAGUGUCAUGUUUGACGAUGCCGGAGAUCACUGCAAGCCCAAUGCACUAGUUGGCAAUUUUGGAUGGUUUCUUCAAGGCCUUUUGGCGUCCUUAGCUUUCCUCUGUUUAAUAAUCAAACGAUUUUGUGAACCAAAAUAUGACCGAAGGCCAUGGAAAGUAUGGUUUUUUGAUACAUCUAAGCAAGGGUUAGGAGCUUUGCUUAUGCAUUCGGCAAAUUUAUUGUUGGCUGGCCAAUUUCAAGGUGAUCCAUGCACAUGGUAUAUGAUACACUUUUUAUUGGAUUCGUCUCUCGGUCUACUAUUAAUAUUUUGUGGAAUAAGAUUUUCACAGCAUAUUGCAAGGGUAAAAAAUUGGGAAACCUUCAAUUUUGGAGAAUAUGGAAAACCAGAAUCUGUUAGAAUCUGGUUGGUUCAAUGCGGCUUGUAUUUAACUCUUCUGAUAUGUGUAAAAUUCGUAAUAACAUUGCUCAUUUCGUUAAACAUUUGGCAAGUGGUCACAAAAUUUAUUAUGGCGCCGUUUACUGAUCCGAGAACAGAGUUGACUAUUGUGAUGCUGAUCAUCCCUCUAUUCAUAAAUGCCCUUAUGUUUUGGGUAACUGAUGAUAUAUUGAUGCAUAGAAGUCGUCAUCGUGUCGGUCUAUUGAGACGAAUUAAAAUUCAAUAUCAUAAGGUACAUCAGAAUGUUCGUCUGGAUGAAGUAGGAGGCUCCGAUAAUGAAGAUAUGCUCAGUCUUGAUGAAACAUCAACUAUUUUGCGAUCUCCUAGCUCUCCAAAUUAUUAAUUUCAGUUUCGAGUACAUUUAAAAUUAAAAUUAAAAUAAUACUGUUGAUAUUGUUAUAUUUCUCUGUUUUUUAUCAUUUAAGUAGUAGAUAUCCUUGCUUAAUAAUUAUAAAUAUUUUAUGUGUCCUUUUUUUUAGUACUUUAUACUACUAUUAUCAACGAUCUAUUAUGUUUAUUAUAAAUAAUUUUUGUAAUAUACCCAAUUAUAUAAAUGUAUGAGUAACAUUUAGGAUAUUAACUAUAAUUUCACUAUACAUAUGUUCAACAAAUUAAUGCAUCAUGACCAACCCGUUGUUUAUUGUUAUUA
This is a messenger RNA of Adelges cooleyi (spruce gall adelgid), 1448 nucleotides long. RefSeq names its product store-operated calcium entry regulator STIMATE-like. Gene Ontology annotation, cellular component: membrane. The transcript is spliced from 5 exons. Bases 360 to 1142 code for a protein of 260 amino acids. The record is from RefSeq and is a predicted model, not a curated record. NCBI's taxonomy places the organism in Eukaryota, Metazoa, Arthropoda, Insecta, Hemiptera, Adelgidae.